Eruca vesicaria subsp. sativa (arugula) is the source of this 1062-nucleotide messenger RNA. Lineage: Eukaryota; Viridiplantae; Streptophyta; Magnoliopsida; Brassicales; Brassicaceae. The record is from the annotation of a GenBank genome assembly.
UUCUUAUCUCAUAGGUUGUGAGAAUCUCACGUUGACCAUAGAUCAAACCAUAUCCGAAAAACUCUUGUAUAAUUUUGAAUCUAAGAUUUGUGAUAAGAGUUAAGAAUGGUAGAGAGAACAAUGAGUCUAGGCGUGGGAGGCAACGGAGAAACCAUGCGGGCACAGCAAGAGCUUCUCCAAAAGAUCACUCAUGAGCUUGACGCUGAACGUGAAGCCUCUUCAACGGCUGCUUCAGAGGCCUUAUCAAUGAUCCUACGCCUUCAGGGAGAGAAAGCAACGUUGGAGAUGGAGACUAGUCAUUACAAGAGAAUGGCCGAAGAGAAGAUGUGCCAUGCUGAGACUUCUCUAACGCUCUUCGAAGAUCUGAUUUACCGCAAGGAAAUGGAGAUAGCGUCUCUCGAGUUUCAGGUUCAGGCUUACAGGUGUAAACUACUCAGCCUAGGCUGCUCUGAUGUACAUGCAGAGGAGAAGAAAGGUGUUGAGAGUAGUUCUUUAUCUCCUCGUCAAGACUUGAGCGCGUGUUGGGAAGAGAUAAGGAGAAUAGACGAUCAUGUUCGUGAGGUUUCAGAGUCGAGAGAUGCUGCUCACAAGGGAUCUAAAUGGUCUUUGCUUAGGCGUGAGUCUAUUUCACAUGCAUUGGUGUCACAGGUGAGUAAUACUAUUCUUGAGUCAGCUAAGAGUGAUGUCAGUUCGAUGAUGGAGAUGAUCAAGAACCCUGAUAGAGAGGUUCCAAGGACUAAGGAGAGCCUUGCAAUCAUCUCUGAAGAAAGAAAUAACAAAUGGGUCAAGUGUGCUAAUUAUAAUAAGUGGAAAGAUUCACAGGUCAGAGGCAAGAUAGUAAGAAAAGUGAGUAAUUCGCCAAAAGAUACGAGCAUUGAGGCAGAAAAUAUGAUUUUGUUAAAGGAGAUUAGAGAGCAGCUUAGUGAAAUGCAGUCAGAGAUGAGAACGUUAAGAUCAGAACUGCAUGAAACUCGACAUGUGUCUCAUCGUGAGGAGGAUCGAGCCAUUAACUCAAUUCAAGAGGUAAUCACUGUUUCCUUCUACAUUGUAAGAGAUGCCUGA